This is a messenger RNA of Brassica rapa (field mustard), 447 nucleotides long. RefSeq lists its product as uncharacterized. The record is from RefSeq and is a predicted model, not a curated record. NCBI's taxonomy places the organism in Eukaryota, Viridiplantae, Streptophyta, Magnoliopsida, Brassicales, Brassicaceae.
AUGUUACUUGACACUGUAGCUAAAACUAUUAUUGGUGAAAAAGCUGACACACUUUGGGAUGGGUCAUAUGCUGAGAUCGAAGACCCAAAUAUUCUGCCUAUUCCAAUCAAAAACUGUGUUGGAAAAUCCUUUUGUUUUGGUAUUUCCAUCGCAAAUGAUAAUGUAGCCAACGGUUCUGAUACCUUUAAGGUCUCUGAGGUCUGGUCUGGAGAUCACAUUCAUAGAAUAGAAUCACUUUCAGAACCAGUAUCUCUGAUUGAGACCAAUUCAUCUACACUCUCAACCGGCGAGGUGCGUUUGAUUGAUUAUAACAUAGAGAGUUCAUCAGAUGUUUCAACACCUUUCUCCAAGCGUAAGGAAGGAGAUGCUGAGCUUAGUGACAUGAAUUCUACAUCUAAGAAGCUUCGUGCUCAGAGCAUCAAGGUGGAGAAGAUUAAGGAAGAUUAG